This is a messenger RNA of Frankliniella occidentalis (western flower thrips), 2973 nucleotides long. RefSeq lists its product as uncharacterized. NCBI's taxonomy places the organism in Eukaryota, Metazoa, Arthropoda, Insecta, Thysanoptera, Thripidae. Bases 265 to 2973 code for a protein of 902 amino acids. The transcript has 4 exons. The record is from RefSeq and is a predicted model, not a curated record.
CGGUCACAUUAUUUAUUUGAUGAUGCACUUCAGUAAAUCGCGAGACUUAAAUGGUCGGGCCGAAGGCCCGACCAUCGCCGCCGGCAGGCCAAGCAGGCCCGGCCCCUGCCGAACGGAGUUGCCGGCGCAGCGAAGUGGAGCUGGCAACUCCGUUUGGCGGAAGGGCGGGCCUGCUUGUUAUUCAGGAGCCUACAUAGUUGCAGUUGAUUAGAGUGGUAAGAUUAUUAAGGACUGUUUUAAUUGUUCCGAAAAGCUCAGCCAAACAUGUCAUCCGAUGAGGAUGCUGAUAGAAGCCGGGCCACACAAUACCGACGCCAUGGCCCCAAAAGAAGAAGACCUUCUUAUCCUAGUAACCAAGAAGCAGCAGACAGGCAAUCUUCCGAGGAUGAUCAAGAAGCUCAAGAUCCGGCUGAUGAACAUGGUUCUAAUCAAGAUCGACAUCAAAGUGGUAGUUUUGAUGAUACUGAAGAUGACCAUAGGGCAUCUGGCGUCGAUCAAGGUUGUGAUGAAGAGCCUUACCAAAGUGAAAGUGACAGUGUCAGUAUGUCUGGCUCAGACACCCGUUCAGAAGCUGAAUCAGAUUGGAGUGCAGUAGGAAAUGAAAGCUUUGAUGAAGAUGGUAAUGACAAUAAUACUUAUGAUCCAUUUAAUGAAGAGGAGGAGGAUUUCAUUAUUGAUGAAAAUCUUAGUGACUCUGAUGAUGACGAAGAUGACAUAGAUAUUGACAACUUCAACUUCAAUCAUGAGUUAUUAGAUCGUGAGAUAGGCUUCUCACAAGCAAGAACUGUGAGAGAUAGUUUUUUUCUUGAAAUUGCUCUUUCUAUCCGCCACCAUCAGACCUAUGAAAAUUUAAUUGACUCAUUUAAAGCUAAAAAUGCUUUAUAUGGUUCCAAAACGUUCCCCACUUCCAAAAAAGAGCUGUGGAUGGCUCUGGGGAGAAGCAAUUCAGGAGUACAAUUUCAUGCAUACUGUCCUAACUGUGGUGCUUAUAUAGAUAAGAAAAGCAAUCUUGUACAGAAUGCUGUAUGUCCUGAUUGUAAUACUACCAAACCCAUUUCAAAAGCAAGCUACUUUGUUACAUUGAGUAUUCGGAAACAACUUCAAUAUUUCUUGUCAAUCCCUGAAGUUGCCAGUCAUCUCAGAUACAGAGAAGAACGCGUGAAAGUUUCUGAAGAUGCCCUAGAAGACAUUCUUGAUGGAGAAUCUUACAAGAGUAUUCAAAUAGAUGGACAAAAUUUAGUUAAUUCCAAUAAUUUUACCUAUUCAUUCAGUAUUGAUGGCUGCAAACCUAGUAAAGGGUCGAAGACCAAUAUCUACCCUCUGUUCUUGAGAAUCAAUGAAUUGCCACCCCAGCUGCGUCAAAAAUACAUGUUUUUGGCUGUUUGCUAUGUUGAUGUCAAGGAACCGAAUGUUACUGCACUACUUCAUCCCUUUGUGAAAGAAAUGAACACAAUUGCUGUGAGGGGUAUUUCAUGGACAAGAAAUGGUGAGUUGGUUCUGAGCAAGUUCAUACCUACCUGCAUGUGUGUGGAUGGCAAGGCACGAGCCCAAUGUUACAAUAUGGCUAAACACAACUCGCACUUUGGAUGCACUUAUUGCACCUAUUUUGGUGUGAGCCUGGACACAAUGCGUUACCCCAAGCAACAUCAAGAUCUGCCUCCAUACAAAGAUCGUACUCAUGAUGAUAUGAAACGAGACAUGAAAGUUGCUCAAGAGAUGGUAAAUAGAGGGGAAAAGAAUGUUUCAGUCAAUGGACACAAAGGCUUUACACCUCUUAUGAAAUUGAAGUACUUUGAUUUAAGUAAGGGAAAUGCUUUUGAUGAUCUACAUAACACAUAUGAAUGUGCAGCAAAGUACCACACUGAAAUAAUCAUAAAAGACCUUCCAAAACUUAUACCUAGGAUGGGUGAGAAGGCAUUCCUUGACACCAUUGACUUACGUUUAAAAAAUAUCAAGACACCUAGCUGUAUAGCUAGAAAACCAGGUACCUGUCUGAUGAAAAAUCGAAGUCAGAUGCAUGGCACUGAGUGGCGCAACUGGCUAUUGUAUUUCGCUCCAAUCUGCUUGCAUGGGUUGGUAGCAGGUAGAUUUAUUCAAACUCUGGAGUGUCUCUCAUAUGCCACUUAUCUCCUUUCCCAAGACAUCAUCGCUCCAAAUCAUAUCAAUUGUGCUAAAGAUUUGAUAACAAAUUACCUUAAAGGCUAUGAUGAAUUUGGGCCUGAAAAAUCCAGGUUAAAUAUUCAUGCUCUCCAGCAUGCCCAUGUGUCAGUACGGAACUGGGGGCCUUUCUGGGCUUACUCUACAUUUAACUUCGAAAGUCUGAAUCAUCGAAUUAUGCAAACUAUUACUUCUCCCAAAGGAGCCAUCCACCAGAUUGUCAACAGACAUCUUAUAAAUUUCAGCAUAGAGCUUGCAACAAAUGAUGAUCAACGUAUUGCCCCAGAAAUAAAGGAUAUGAUGAAGCAAAUUCUUCACAAACGCAGGCAUUCUAACGCUUUGCAAGUAGCUGAACGUUCCUACUUUCUUGGAAGGAGUUCAGUACGACCACCAACUGAAGAAGAAUUGAGGGUUUUGUAUCAGGAAGGUUACCAAACUACGCAGCUACAAGUGUACCAAAAGAUGAUAAUUAAAGGAGUAACUUUUACCACUUCAGACUACGUAAAGGCAGAAUCAAAAUCUGAUGAUUCUACUGUGUUUACUUUCCAGAAUACAUUUUGCACAAUCAGAGACAUUUUGUCAUUCAAGACUGAAGAAGGAGAAGAUGUGUAUGGUUUGCUUGUCACGGAACAUGAAAUGGUACAAAGACCAACUCCACUAUUUCCCAUUGCCAAGCAGAUUUGUGAAGUGCAUCAAGGAGAUGUUGGUUUGCUUCACUUUCUGAAGAUCAGUGAGGUUCGUGCUCCUGUGGUAAAAGCGCCACUUUUAGGUAGUGUUUUCUUCAUUCCAAUUGCCAACUUGAAUGAAAUUGAUUGA